AUGGCACCUUCAGAGCAGUCUUGGGUUCCCCCCAGUCGUCCCGUAGGGAUUCCAACCACGAGUCCAGACGUACCUCCAGCUACUUCCACCCCAGCACGGCGCUAUGGCAAGAUCCAAAAUGAAGGAGCUAUACGCCAACGAUGGAUCGAAGACUCCACAGACCCUACAUGCCAAAUCCAGCCCAGCACCCUGACAGUAGACGACCUUCUAACUUCACACUGGUACGUUCGUACCAGCCAUAAUAACAUCCCAUUCCAGGUUGCGGAGAAUACAUUCGCACUGGGAUAUACCAAUGGUGCGGUAUACAACCAGACACUAACGCAGAAUUAUGCAGGGGGUGAGCUCGGGCUUGCUGGCUGCGAAAACAUAUAUGACAUCCUAGUUGGAAAGGGAUUGAUCAUCGCCGAGGGGAUAUUCAGAAGUGACGGGCCACAGUUUUCGCAGAUUGCUCGAGCUCAUAUGCAGGAGGUUGCUGAGCCCCAGAGUCUGCGACACUUCUAUGUUUGUGAUAUCGUCAAUAUCGAGACUAAGAAUUUCGUGGAGAAAGUUCUUUAUUCCUCGCGAAAUGAUCUCACCUGGCCUCCGGUUUGUGCGGCACCGCUGAUCUGGGAGUAUAAUACCUCCGAGUACCAAGGUCUUCUAGGUACGCGUGUUGGGAAGUGCGCGGUGUAUCUGGUUCUGGAGAUCUUUCCUAGAGGCUCUACUGAUUGA
Penicillium hordei is the source of this 711-nucleotide messenger RNA. RefSeq lists its product as uncharacterized. The record is from RefSeq and is a predicted model, not a curated record. Bases 1 to 711 code for a protein of 236 amino acids. The transcript has 2 exons. NCBI's taxonomy places the organism in Eukaryota, Fungi, Ascomycota, Eurotiomycetes, Eurotiales, Aspergillaceae.